CCGCCACGCGCCACUGGAAGCACGCGCCACGCAGCAGAAGCAGCACAGGACGCACGUGAGCAGCAUGUGUGUUUAUGCGUGCUUGCAUGCGCCAAUGCGCCACGGCAGGGGCAUAAAGGGCUCUUCUUUUGCUGCCUCUGUUGCGUCUGCUGCCUCUGCUUCUCACCAAUGGGUUUGUUCAGCUUGCCCUCGUUGGCCUCUCUCUCGGCCUCUGCCUCGCCUGCCCUCUCCACCAACAACGUCAGCUCCAACCCCAUCAACUGCUCCACCGAAGAAAACUUGAACUUCUACGACGACCUCUUCAACAUCUUGAACACCAACCCUCCUGCCCACAUCUCCCUUAAAGACUCUUCCUCCUUUCCAGCAUCUACACCUCCAUCCUUGUCCAAGAAAAUAUUGGGCUCUGCUUCCAAUUUCACUCCCAAUCUAAACACCUUCAAUCCCUUUGCGAUCCUCAACAACUCCAACAAGAACCCAUCCGUUGCCCCUACUAACAACACCACCACAAUUCUGAUCACUCCAACUGAUCCAGAUGCCCAAGCUCUAUCAACCUCAGACUCAACCUCAAUCUCAGAUCAAAACUUGUCUUCAAUCGAUCCUCAGCAGUUCACUUUUAACAAAAACUUGAACAAAAAAUACAAAGACAAUAUUCCCCUUCCCACCAUCGACAACUUCAAACUUAACCAUCUUAUAAACAAAAAUAACGAUAUAAACUUAGCCUACAUCAACCUCGUCAACUCUCUAUUGCUAGUAUCUACAAACUACAAACAAGAUCUAUCCAACUCAAUCCACUUUCUAUUCAGUUUCCAAAAGAACCACAUUUUCAAUGAGCUAACUAUCCUCCAGAAAAACUUAAAUUCAACUUAUCUUUCAUUCAAAAAAAAAAGGAAAUCAAUAAACAUAAUCGCCAACAAUCCAAAUACUAUAAGCUCGACAAAUAGUGCAACCAAUAGUGCAACCAGUAGCGCAACUAAUAGCGCCAACAAUAUAUCUGAUUCUCAUAACUUUGAUACCUCUGAAAAUAUCGAAGAUUCACUGGAAUACAAAAAUAUAAACUUCAAUAUAAAUACAAACAUCAACACCAUCCUCAAAAACAACUUCUCUCAAAUCACCUCAAACCUAUCCCAGCUAUCCAAUCUAAUAGAACUAUCCAACGACUCAAUUCUAGACCUCGUUAAAACUCUAACCUUUAUAGAAAAAAACUUGUUUACUCACAAAAAUGAUUCUCUCCAAAAACUCUCCUCCAAGAACUCAAUCAACAAAUCACAGUACCCUCUACUAUCAAAACUAAUGUCCCAACUAAACAACCCUUCUAGCGCUUCAAUUAUAAAUCAAGAACUACUCAACGUAAAUGACACAGAGUAUAUUAACAUCAACAUCAACACCAACAUUAACACCAGCACCAACAAUUCAAUCAAUAAUCCCCGAAACCAACCAACCUACACUUCCGACGAUGACAGAAGCAUAAACCAAACUGAUAUCGAAGACUCUUUCUAUCCCGAUCCAAAUUACUUGGAAAACCCCCUUCUAGAUUCUGAUGAUAAUGAUCAAUUCCCUUCUAGCCAUUCAACUCAUUCGAUUCAUUCAAUUGACUUGAAUCUUAAAAAAUCUCCCAUAAAAAACCUAAAUCAGCUCGUAAAAAAGAAAUCAAAUUCCUCAAAUAUUCAAAAUAGCAUCAAUACUAAUGUAAUUGAUAAUGAUAAUAAUAAUGAUAAUAACAAUGAUAAUAACAAUGAUAAUAACAAUGAGAUUGAUAACAAUAGUAAUAAUAAUAAUAAUAAUAAUAAUAAUAAUAAUAAUAAUAAUAAUAAUAAUAAUAAUAAUAAUAAUAAUAAUAAUAAUAAUAACAACAACAACAACAACAAUAAGAUUAAUAAUGAGAUUCAGAUCGAGAUUGAUAAUACUUCAUUUAGCGACCAGAGUAGUGGCAACAUAAUAAUCCUAGAACCCAGCCUUAACGACACACAUUCCAUCUCAAUCCAAUCAACCCUAUCAAAUGAAUCAAAUAUCAUAGAUCUAAACAAUCUAAACAAUCUAACCUCCUCUCAAAAUUUCAGUAACAACGAUAUUCACAUAGACUCGCUUCUGAAAUCACAAGGCAAAAAAAAGGAAGAUUUUCAACUGGAAGAUAAUCUUUCACACUUCAACAACAAUCUUGCCUACAAUAAAGACAACGACAUUUUAAUUUCAAAGGAGUUUUACACCAUUCCUGAAAAUAUCAAUGAGAACAUAGAAGCAAAAGAGUAUAAGGAAAUCAAUGAUUUGAUUGCAUCUAGAAAUGUCAACAGAUUGUCCAAAACUUACAAUUCAAUUAACCAAAUAGACAAAGAAAAUGAAGUUGAAGUUAACAACUCCAAUUCUCUAGAUCAUAACAACAGUUUGGUCAACACCUACGUUCGACCCAGGUUAUCCGCCGCGAAGUUAUCAGCGUCCACUUCGUUGGGAAACUCCACUGUUUCUUCAAUCAUGUCGCAUUCAUCCUUUUGCAAGUCUCCCACCAUGUCUCUAAGCUCCCAACCCAACACAUUGCCAACAAUGGUCUCGAAUUCUGUCUUGCUUCCCUUUUCAAUGACAAAUGCAAUCACAGGAGCACAGCCUAUCAUCUCUACAUCAAUGGCAGUAGCAGUUCCAGCAACAGCGAGGAUAAACACAGGCAGCACCAACCAUCAUAGAUUGGAAUUUAACAGAAGAUAUUUCCCAGGUGAACAUAGAAACCACACUGAAGAUGAGAUUAAUGAACCCCUGAUGCCUGCAAUAACACAUAGCAUGUCAGGUCCCAUAACGAAAGCAGUGACUAUCAACAGCAGCACAAACACCAACAUCAGCGGCGUGAUCAACUCAGACAACAGAACUGACAUUUCCAGGUCUUUGAACAAGUACUGUGACUUAAACGCUGCAACAAUACCAGAGACAUCCUCCAGCGCUAGCACUGGAGACGAGGCCAUCCAAACAGAGACUGGCGACGACAGCAGUGCGAGAAGCUCCAGCAGCAUGGGCUCGGCGUGUCGUAUCAGAACGAGAAGCACGGGCAGCACUGUCGCCAACGGAAUCGACACCUCGAUCAGUGGCGUCGGCAUUUUCAUCAGCACUGAGACGCCCCCAGCAGUGCAGCAGAAAGUUCAACAUGUGCCGCUAACUGAUCUGUCGGAGCCCGGUCCUGGCGACGAAAACAGGGUCUCGCGUGCCGCCCGAAGUCUCAGUCGGUACUUGCAGUAGAAUCCGUGCUUCCUAUGCUGCACCGACACACGUGCGCAGUACAAGCUCCAGCCACACUGCGCUCAACCGGCUGCCACUGCCACAGAUGGGGCGUGCAGCGGCGUCUCUCUACAGGUGAACGACGGAUUUAUGACAUAGCAGUGGUUUGCAAUUCUCCAGCUCUUUGCUGGUUGU
Ascoidea rubescens DSM 1968 is the source of this 3390-nucleotide messenger RNA. RefSeq lists its product as uncharacterized. The coding region runs from base 169 to 3216 and encodes 1015 amino acids. The transcript has a single exon. The record is from RefSeq and is a predicted model, not a curated record. NCBI's taxonomy places the organism in Eukaryota, Fungi, Ascomycota, Saccharomycetes, Ascoideales, Ascoideaceae.